AUGAGGUUAACGGGCCUUAAACGUGCCGAAAAUGGGCUGAAACAUGUGCAGGGACCUAUUCUGCCAAUUCUGCUUGAAACUGCAGAAGGGAGGCUAGGCGUGACGCGAGGGAUCAAAAGAAAAAAUGCCACCAAGGUUAGAGGCCGAGGUGGAAGAGGAAAAGCUCCAAUUUUGACUAGAAACGACUAUGAAGCCGGACCGUCACACCGGCUUACACCGUCGGCAACACUCAGCUCUAGUCCUCACGAAGACUGGAGAUCCUACUUGGAGCCCGCGAGACGCUUAGUCUCACUUAGUUCCUCACCGUCCUACCACCAUUCGUUCGGGCCACAUCAAGAUGAGGAACCUCAUGAUUCUCAUCAUUCUUUUAUUCCGUUGCAGCGUUCGGGUUAUCAUAGUUCUUUCCAGAACCCAACUCCUUAUUUCCAAAGCCGGUUCAACCCAAUGAACCAGGUACAAGAACCAGAGGGUCCAAACCCUUUGGGACCGGCUGAUCAUUUCCCUGAAAUCCGAAACAUGGAUGUGGACGAAGAUCCAGAUCCAGAAAUGCCGCCAUCUGGGACGCCGACGCCUCCCAUCGAUAUAUCUAGCGGAUCAUCUUUCCAUGGUUCGCCUUACAGGGGCCCUGAUAUCUGGGCCGAAAGAUGGGCUUCAUACAAGUGGGAGUAUACUCCCCCUCACCGCAACUCACCACCACACCAACAGAUCCCUUCUGAGAACCCACAUUUUCAGGCGGUCACGCCGCCGCCACCGUCAGCGCUAGAGCAGCAACUGCCUCCAGAACCACCGAGGCGAAGAAGAGGUGCACGGAUGCCUCCAAACCCAGUUACUGAAGUCGACUCUGCACCAGUCGCACCAGCACUACCGCCCAUGGGUUUUGAAAAUCCAAUCCCAUCAUACCCAGGUGCAGCUGGGUAUAACCCGUUUGAGCAGGCAGCUUACUAG
Helianthus annuus (common sunflower) is the source of this 945-nucleotide messenger RNA. Its product is annotated as leucine-rich repeat extensin-like protein 3. The record is from RefSeq and is a predicted model, not a curated record. NCBI's taxonomy places the organism in Eukaryota, Viridiplantae, Streptophyta, Magnoliopsida, Asterales, Asteraceae. Bases 1 to 945 code for a protein of 314 amino acids. The transcript is spliced from 3 exons.